UCCCUGGCAUAGGAGAAGUGGGAUCAGAAGUAGGCGGGGCUCUCCCUUCUCCCUCUCUCUCUCUCUCGCACAUUGGCGUUCACUGGCAGGAAGAGGAGAUGGGAAGGCUGGCUGUGGCGGUGGUGGUAGCACUGUGGGCUGUCCCUUUCUCCUUUAUGGUCAAUCGCAUCGUCCCUGAGCCUUACAUGGACGAGGUGUUUCACGUGCCACAAGCCCAAGAAUACUGCAGAUUCAAUUUUAGGAGUUGGAAUUCCAUGAUCACGACUCCUCCUGGCCUGUAUUGCUUGUCACUUGGACAUAUUGCUACUAUAUUUCCAGGCUUCUGGUGGACUGGAGCAGUUUCAUCAUAUUCAGAGUUAUGUUCAGCUGCAGUUCUUCGUUCCAUCAAUUGCGCAUUGGCAGUAAUUUGUGCUGUGCUAUUCUAUGACAUAGUUGUGCACACAAGGCCAGGUCUUAAUCAAGGGAGAGCAACUUUAUUUGCUGUGGUUUUAGCCUUAUACCCUCUUCACUGGUUCUUCACUUAUCUUUACUACACAGACAUAGCUUCCACAACCGCAGUAAUGGCCAUGUAUCUAUCUUGUUUGAAGAGAUCAUAUUGGUUAAGCGCACUGCUAGGUGGAAUUGCUAUAACUAUUCGCCAAACGAACGUGAUAUGGAUGUUGUUUGUUGCAUGUCUUGGGACUAUUGAUUAUGUGGGGCUUCUGAAAGGGAAUGGACCUAGACCAUCAAUUGGUUCCACUUCUUCAGUUAACAAAAAUGAGGAACUGGCUAAUGUAAAGAAUGCAUCAGUAAGCAGCAAUUUGAGAAAACGAAGGAAGGGAAACUUCACAUAUGCUGCUGCAGGUUCUUGCUUGAUGUAUGGAAAUUCAAGUCAAGCUCCAGGGUCUGGGUUCCUUGAUGAAGUCCGCACUAUCAUUUGUAGACUCUGGUACCUGAAGUUUGAGAUACUAAUUUCAUUCCUCCUGUAUCUUAUUGUCUUCUUGACAUUUGUUGCUUUUGUUCUAUGGAAUGGAGGCAUUGUUCUUGGUGCAAAGGAUGCUCAUGUAGUUUCGCCACACCUCAUGCAGAUACUAUAUUUUGGAUUGGUCUCUGCUGCUGCCAUGGGUUCAACACAUUUCAGUCUGGGCCAAGUUCUGGCUAUUUACGAAUUUUUCUCAAAGAGAAAAUUAUCUAGUUUCCUAGUUCUGUUUUUGGGGCUUAUCUCGGUGCAUUUUUUCAGUAUAGCACAUCCCUAUCUUCUUGCAGAUAACCGGCAUUAUCCAUUUUAUAUAUGGAGGAAAAUUAUUCAAGUACACUGGUUGAUGAAAUACCUUCUGGUGCCAUUUUAUGUUUACUCAUGGUUUUCCAUCUUCAAUGUCCUAGGAAAAUCACAAAAGACAAUCUGCAUCCUGUUGUAUUUCUUUGCUUGUGCAGCAGUUCUCAUACCCACACCACUGAUCGAGUUCAGAUAUUACACCAUCCCAUUUUAUUUCUUGGUCUUCCAAUCUCCUAUAGGUGACAACAAAAGCUGGUAUAUCAUGGGUUUGCAAUAUGUUGUGGUCAACUUGUUCACAAUUUGGAUGUUCUUGUUCCAGCCUUUUCAUUGGGAUCAUGAACCUGGAAUCCAAAGGUUCAUGUGGUAGGGAUUAGAAUCCUUUUAGUUACACAGGUUUCAUCAACCAAGGAAAAUCACAUUUCUUAUGGGAAGGCAUCAAACCAGAACAUGAUACACGGGCUUCAUAGGACAGGAAAAGUGCCUGCGUCUUUGGUGAUUCGGCUGAGACUCCAUGUCAUGCUCCUUUUCAGGGAACUUGGAAUCUGCGUUCUUUAUUUGGAAUUUCAUUUUCUGGUCCCCAAUUCAGGCUCCAUCUGAAAGAAUGCUGUAAUUAUUAGAGCUCCAUCCUGGCGUUCGUAGCUUAUUGUCAUCUUGGAGGUUGGCAAUCAAAUGCUGUUUAUUUUACUAAACACUGUCAUGCUGUUCAUUUACUAAAUACUGAAUCAUCAGCUCACAAUGUUGACCAGUAAAUUCUUCCAUGUUCUCCAGAUCGUGGAAAAUUGGCUCCCUGUUGACUAGCAAAGCAAUUGAGAUGCAUUCUUUGGUUGCAAAA
This is a messenger RNA of Nymphaea colorata (pocket water lily), 2087 nucleotides long. Its product is annotated as dol-P-Glc:Glc(2)Man(9)GlcNAc(2)-PP-Dol alpha-1,2-glucosyltransferase. Gene Ontology annotation, molecular function: dolichyl pyrophosphate Glc2Man9GlcNAc2 alpha-1,2-glucosyltransferase activity. NCBI's taxonomy places the organism in Eukaryota, Viridiplantae, Streptophyta, Magnoliopsida, Nymphaeales, Nymphaeaceae. The record is from RefSeq and is a predicted model, not a curated record. The coding region runs from base 99 to 1622 and encodes 507 amino acids. Gene Ontology annotation, biological process: dolichol-linked oligosaccharide biosynthetic process; protein N-linked glycosylation. The transcript has 8 exons. Gene Ontology annotation, cellular component: endoplasmic reticulum.